This is a messenger RNA of Colius striatus (speckled mousebird), 2950 nucleotides long. It is a transcript of the gene CD151, whose product is annotated as CD151 molecule (Raph blood group). Lineage: Eukaryota; Metazoa; Chordata; Aves; Coliiformes; Coliidae. The transcript has 9 exons. Gene Ontology annotation, cellular component: membrane. Bases 232 to 990 code for a protein of 252 amino acids. The record is from RefSeq and is a predicted model, not a curated record.
UGGGCCGAGCCGCACCGCCCGCCCUCGGUCCCGUCCUUUCCUCAGAGCGCGGCAGGUCGGGGCGUGAGGCGGCGCGGAGCGGAGCGGCGGCUGCAGAGGGCUUUCUGAAUCCUGCAGAGGAUCGGAGCCAGCAACAAGAGGGAGUGGGAGAAAGCACUUGAAGAGGGCUGAACUUUUGCACUGGUGCUGUGAGCUGCUUUGGUGGUGAAAGGAACUUGCUAAGUCAGAAAGAUGCGCGAGUAUACAGAAAAGAAGGAAACAUGUGGGACCAUCUGUCUCAAGUACCUGCUCUUUAUCUUCAACUUCUUUUUCUGGCUGGCUGGUGGGGCCGUGAUGGCAGUGGGUGCCUGGACCCUAGCUGAGAAGAGUGACUACAUCAGCCUGCUCUCUUCCAGCACGUAUUCAGCAACUGCUUAUAUUCUGGUGGUGGCUGGGGUUGUUGUCAUGGUUACUGGCAUCCUUGGUUGCUGUGCCACAUUCAAAGAACGCCGGAAUUUGCUAAGAGUGUACUUCAUAUUGUUGCUGUGCAUCUUUCUCCUGGAGAUCAUUGCUGGAAUCCUGGCCUAUAUCUACUACCAGCAGCUGAGCAUGGAGCUGAAGCAAAAUUUGAAGAACACCAUGACCCAGAAGUACCGUAAGGAGGGAGAGGAGAGUGUUACCAGUGCAGUAGACAAACUGCAGCAGAAGUCCAAGUGCUGUGGGAGCAACAACUACACAGACUGGGCUGACAGCCAGUGGAUCAAAUCUUCGAUGGCCAAUGGCCGGAAGGUCCCAGACAGCUGCUGCAAGACCAUAACUGACCUGUGUGGCCGACGAGACCAUCCUUCCAACAUCUACAAGGAGAGCGGUUGCAUUACCAUGCUGGAGAACUUCAUUCAAGAGCAUCUGAAAAUUAUCGGGGCAGUGGGGAUCAGCAUUGCUUGUGUGCAGAUCUUUGGGAUGAUUUUCACCUGCUGCUUGUACAGGAGUUUAAAGUCAGAGCCAUAUUAAGAGCUGUGGGCGCUCUGCUGCUCCCCCUCGGCCACGUCCCUUAGCGCUGCCACCUGCCCGCUCCCCACCGCCACAGUGUCUGUCACCCCAGGACUCGGCUCUGACGAAGCCACGUGCCUCACUGCCCCCGUGGGGGAAGCCACCUCCUUGCCCUGCAUGAGGCAGGCAGGAGUUCAGCAGGUCCUCUUCGUUGGCAAGAAACAAAAGAGCUGUGGAUCUUCUGCCAGAAUCUUUAGCCAAACAGUCCCUUGAUGUAACUAUGAAGCAAGAUUUAUCCAGGGCCAUUUCUCUCAAGGCUUUUCCUGAGCCAAGGUGAAGGUAUCAGGAUGCUUCCAGGAAUCCGGGUUUGCUCUCUGAGAAGUGGCUUAGCGGCACCAGGCGUUGACUGUGAGGACAAAUGAAGUUUCUGAGCUGAGCUGGAGCCAGAGCUGAGUCUCUCAUAGAUGGACGAUUUCUCUCCCUCCUCCCAAGCGUGUGCUGAUAUCCCGACUUGGCUGCUCUUCACCUGGGAGGAUGCCUGCCCAGUUUCAGGGAGCAGGAGCCACUCUCCCUGCUGACUGGGAGCACACCUGGGAGCAGCUGAAAUCUUGUCAUGACCCUGAUGUUGUCAAGACAUGGGUGCCUUAGGAUUUCCCAGCAAUCCUUCCUCCUCUUCCCUGAAGCUUCCCCAGCACAGUGCCACAGGAGGCCUCUUGCCUCCAAGUGAUUCUGGAGCAAAAACGAUGGACUACUUUCUAAUUCUUCUGGGUCUAGUCUGUUUUACUGAGUGGCUUCCAGUGUGGGUGAGAAAACAGUUUGCUUCUGUCUAUCCUCUGCUAAGGUUUGAUGAAGAACUGGGCUGUUUGUGGAACUGGCAUAUCUUGCUACUCUUUGGCCAGAUUUUUCUAAUUCAGACCUCCAGGCUUGCCUCUCUUGAGGGAGGAAAUGAACAGAUACAAAUGUUUUAUCAACCCCCAAAGAGCUCAUUAAUCAGCUGAGGGGUUAGUGACUUUAAUGCCCUCUGGAAACCCACUUUACUGGUUGCUGCCAAGCAGAUCAGGAGUGCCAGAUUCACGUAGUUGCCCUGGUGUACUUGGUAAAUUGUGUUUUCUACAGAGGACAGGCUUCAAUUAAAUAUUCUGUCUGUGCCGGGAUCCUGGAUAGACAGAGGACAUAGACAUCACUGCUGCCAUGGGCUUGGUGCUAUCAUGAUGCCAACAGCCUGAGUUUGUAGGAUCUUGUGUGCCUCCUGUUGUCCUCCCCUUCCUAUUACACCCAUGAAGCAGAAGGGGCUGUGGGCUUGGGUGUUCUAAGCAGUGAAGACAAGCCUGUUUUACAAACAAAUUUAUUCCCUCCUCUGGUUUUUCAGUGGUGUGGGCUGAGCCCUGUCCCAUGGCAGAUGAGCAAAGACCUCUCAGGCCUCUGAAACAUCUUGGAGCGUUGUGGGGUUUUUAGUUCUGAGAGCAGAAAUUUUAGACUGGCGCUAAAGGGUGACAAGUUAAAAUUCAGAGCAGAUCCAUCUGAAACUCCCCCACCUACAUCAGCCCCUUGAAAUAAUCCUUAACUAAUGCAGAAAGAGAGGUGGAGGAACUGAGGUGUGUCGUUGGUUCCACAGCAGCAGGAAAAAGGGGGAAGAAACCUAAAUUUAUUGUGUAAUGAGCUAAAGGAGAAAUCUCUAAAUUACAUCUUGUUUUAUAAUCAAGUUCCUGACCGGUAUUGACUACUAACUAAGAGGAAAAUAGUGAGCAUGUUGCUUGAAGCAAUAUAAGCAUAUCUUCAUAGCUGCCUUCAUCCAUUACCUUCGAAUACAUUAUACAGGGGUGGGAGAGGCUGGGAAGAAUGAGAGAUGAACAGUAUAGUGGCUUGUGUCCAUUGAGUUGUUUUAUACUUUUUCUUUGUGUAAUAACGUUCAUUGCUUUUGGUUAUUUUUAACCCAGUUUAAGUUGCUGGCCAAUAGAAAAAUAAAGCUUAAGAUUCUGUA